This is a messenger RNA of Brenthis ino (lesser marbled fritillary), 1137 nucleotides long. NCBI's taxonomy places the organism in Eukaryota, Metazoa, Arthropoda, Insecta, Lepidoptera, Nymphalidae. The record is from the annotation of a GenBank genome assembly.
AUGAGUGAACCUAAUAAAUUUGUUGGAAACUCUGACCCCACGUUAUCAAAUGCGGCUAUGUUACCAACAGGAGAUGUUCCAUCGUUUCGCAAUCCUAUGCCGUCCACUUCAACUGGACCAAAUAUUGGAGUCCCUGUUUUGCCUCCUCGGCCUGAUUUUAAUAUGCAGCCAAGUUAUGGCAUGAAUUCCGGUUAUUCAUAUGGAGGUAUGAGCGGAUCUUAUGGUAUGGGGGGCUAUGGGGGAUAUGGAUAUGGUGGUCUCGGAGGUGGAUAUGGAAUGGGAGGAAUGGGUAUGGGUAUGGGUGGUAUGAGCCCAUAUGGGGGGUUUAACAGAUAUGGCCCAAUGCAUGGAGACAUAGAGAGCAGAUUUAUUCAAAUGGCAGAAGAAAAUUCAAGGCCUACCUUUGAUUCAAUCCAAAGUGUAGUCAAUGCUGUGGGUAGUGUUGCCAUGAUGUUAGAGAACACAUUCUUUGCAUUGACUAGCUCAUUUAGAGCUAUUCUAGGUGUGGCAGAAAACUUUGGUCGUCUCAGGUCAUUGUUUGCCCAAUUCUGGUCGACAUUUGCAGUAGUAAGAAGUCUUAACUGGCUUGUAAGGAAAUUACUAGUCAUGCUCGGAAUAAGAACAGAAACUGAAUUUAAGGCUUGGGCCGAAGCUGUGGCCGCCACACAGACCGGUGCCGCCUCUCCUGAACAGAAGGCCAAAGGGUCCAGUUGGCCGAUUCUCCUAUUUUUCGGUGUCAUAGCGGCCGCCCCUUACAUUGUAUUGAAAAUGCUUAAUGGAUUGACUUCAAGUAUACACGAAAGAUUGCAAGAUCCAAACACUUGGCAGAAUCCAUUAAGGGCAGUCGCUCAACACGACUUCCAAGCUACAUCACCCCAAGAGAUCAGCUUUUCAGCAAACCAGGUCCUGAUCCUUGCUCCUCAGCAUCUUCAAGGACAGCUCUGGAACUCCGGCUGGUUGAUGGCCACUACAGACAGACAAACAGCUGGACUCGUACCAGUUCCAUAUAUAAAAGUCAUCAAACCUAUAAACUCAAGUGAAAACCAAAAUAAUCAAACAAAUUCCAAUGAUAAGGUAAGUAAAACGGAAAACACUGAAAGUUUAAACGAUUUAGAGAAAUAUUAUGGUCAAGAGUUA